Messenger RNA from Lasiosphaeria miniovina, 570 nucleotides. RefSeq lists its product as uncharacterized. The record is from RefSeq and is a predicted model, not a curated record. Bases 1 to 570 code for a protein of 189 amino acids. NCBI's taxonomy places the organism in Eukaryota, Fungi, Ascomycota, Sordariomycetes, Sordariales, Lasiosphaeriaceae. The transcript has 3 exons.
AUGAAUGAGCCCAUGUUCCCGCGUCCAACCAUCGCUGCGUUAGGGGCGCCGAUCAGAAAUUGGUUCAAGCUGGGUCUCCUCCACCACGAUGAGCCACCCCGAGAAGAGUUCGUCAGGUCCACUUUUGAAGGCCUCAGAGCCUGGGCCCACAUGGCAGUCAAGGAGAUGACGUGCAUCUUCUUGCACGCCCUGCUGCGCCAGCCGUUGAUGGCGCUGCGGGGCUUGGUGCCGUUGGGAGGGGAGUUGGUCGUCGUCUGCAACGGGGGCGGUUGGACCUCGGAUACUGCGUCCUAUGCCAUGUGCCCCUUCGUCGACGAGCUGCCCUCGGUCCGCGAGUGCGGAAAGGCCCGUUCUGUGGCCGAGGGAGCCUUUUUCCUCCACGACGUCGUUGAUCGGCUGCUGUGGGAGGGGAUCGAGGCCGUCAUGGGGAACCGAAACUGGCUCGACAACGCCCCGGAGAGACCAUACAUUGCGGCGCGUCUACAAGAAAUUGUCUUACAAGAAAUUGUCUUGCGCUACAAGACAAGGGCAGAACGGGCAGCGACAAAAUCACGAGAAUCGAUUGAAUAG